This is a messenger RNA of Solea senegalensis (Senegalese sole), 5989 nucleotides long. Its product is annotated as dapper homolog 3-like. The record is from RefSeq and is a predicted model, not a curated record. The coding region runs from base 3204 to 5177 and encodes 657 amino acids. NCBI's taxonomy places the organism in Eukaryota, Metazoa, Chordata, Actinopteri, Pleuronectiformes, Soleidae. Gene Ontology annotation, biological process: negative regulation of canonical Wnt signaling pathway. The transcript is spliced from 4 exons. Gene Ontology annotation, cellular component: cytoplasm.
UUUAAGGUGAUAAAGUUGUAUUUUUUUUCCUCUUCCUUUUCUUUUUCAAAUGAUCAUAUAACUAUUUUUUUGGUCUAAAGGAGUCAAAAAUCUUCAAUAGUUUUGGAAGGAGACAUUAAAGCCGUAUUUCCACUAAGCUGUACAGUUAUAUGUUCAGUUUGCCAUCGUUUGUCGAGAGUUACGUUGUGAAUGGUACUAAAAUGACUGAUCCAUACUGUCCCACGUUUUGUCCCCCUUCUGCUGGGGCUCCUGUGAGACACAGUGCUGUCCCAGUCUGUGGAAUGUCAGACUGAUGUCAAACACACAAAACCUUCCAUUUUUAACGUGGGCCGUGCGUUACGACAGCGUGAGGCUCCCGCGUGGUUUGUGUUGUCGUGUCACCGUGCAGCGGUAACUCGUGGAGAUGUGUCCCAUUCCUCUUUGUUUCAUUUAGUCACGUGCUGGACUGUGUUUUGCCGGUAUGAUGUCACACUGUGUACAGUAUGUACGUGGAUGGCGAGGCUGUUGUCAUCCCACUUACUCGCCCCACUGAACGUGACUGCACUGCACCGCUUGGUGGAAAGGCAGCUUAUCAAUGCUGAGGUGUGUUUUGGUUUGAUCCUGUGUUUGUACUUCACUGUCGAGGCUGAGUGGAAUGGUGAAGUGCACUAAAAAUCCAAUAUUCGAUCCAAUAGACUCUCACAGCAGACCGGAUUUCAAUCCCAUAAGUCUCCACGCUUACACAUUUGUUUGCCAUCGUCAUUCGCUACAAAUUCCACGUUUUGUCGUUGUUACCAGCAAAUUCCAUUCAAGCACAUCAAUCAGUGAUUCUUUCCAUUUUCCUUUCCUUGCUGUCACUGCACAACCUGUGGCACCGAGGUGAACUGAGAGUUCUUAGAUGCUACUAUACUGACGAUUUAACGAAUUGAGCACCUCAUUUGCCGUAUCGAUUGGCAUCUGUCUUGCCAUCGCAGAGCCAGAAAGACAACAGUGCCACUCAUGCAACAACAGUACUAAAGGAAUAGCCGUGGUUCAGACACACACACACACACACACACACACACAACCUUCUAAUGAAUGACCACUGAUCAAACCCAUAGCAACUGCUCUUCUUCAAGUGUGUCUUCUACUGGUGUAGUUUCUGUUCAGCAAGAAUUCUACUGUAUGUUGAUUUAUUUUAUUUCUUUCUUUUUUUUUAAUGUUUUGAUCUCUUUAGAGAGACUUUUAGUGAACUUUAUACAUGAGAUAAAUAUACUGUAAGUAUAUGUUAUGUGUAUCUGCAGUGUGCACACCACACACACUGACAAACGAAUCCGGCCUGCGCUGCGCGCGGGUUUUGAUUUGCCGAUGACUUUGCCUCAUAUAGAAUGACGAUAAAAGUGGCUUCCUGGUACAUGUGAAGUAAAGACUGGAAGUAUGAAUAAAAAAAAAACAUUGAACAGAAAGUGUUUGCUUUUGAGACUCGACAUUUUGCUUGUUCCACUUUUAGGAUGAAAGAGGGCAUUUGGAUUUGAAUAAAUCCCACUUAUUUCCUCUUCACUGUCAUAGAGAGGGGCUUUUCAUGUUUUCUUUACAGUGAGUAUGUUUGUGCUUUACAGUAGAGUAAUACAGAGGAAGCUUGUAUGAGAUGAAAUAUUAAUCUGGUACUGCACUUUAACAAAGUCUAAUGAAAAGGUAAUAAAACAUUGAUGUUGCAUAUUGUUACUUUGGUAUAGGAGCUAUAGCCGGUGUAGUGCCGAAAAGAGACUGCUUGCCGAAAAAGGACUGCCCCCGACGGGAACGUGCAUCAGUUCAGAGGAAGUAAGCUUAGGUCUACUCUAGAUAUAAUAUACGGGUCAGCUGGCAGGUGCAGCACCGAGAGAAAUGUUUUUUUUGUCCUGUAGCCUGUGAAGAAAGAAAGAAGACAAUGUUUUAAUGUCAUAUUAGAUAGCAAUCAUAUAACACAUAAUGAGAAAUCAGUAAGUGCUAUCAGAGGUGGGUAAUAACUAGUUACAUUUAUUUAAGUAACUUUUUGGAUAACUUGUACUUUUAAGAGUAUAAUUAUGAAUACAAUAAUGCACUGUGUAUAUAGAACUGUUAACUGUAACGGAUUGCCUUUACAUUCUGCAUAACAUUCUCUGUGUUUGCCAGGCACAUGUACAGUGAACUUUGCUUUCGGCAGGGCCUGCCCGAAAAGUGACUGCACCCUAUAAGUCUUUAUUGCAAGGAGUGAUAUUGACCAAAUUCACUGUACAUGCACCUGGUUUCCUCUACUGUUCAUGCUGAGAAGACAGAGCAUGUAACCCCUACCAAUCCAGAGUUAUAAGGUACAUUAUUAUAUCUUGAUUAUUACUUAGUUAUUUACUUACAUUCCUGGACAGAAAACGUCAGAAAUAGGUUUUAGUGGUUGAAUGUUAUGGUCAGAGCAGUCUAGUGAGCCAGCUCACAUUCGGGUGAAUUUAGUGAAUUUAGUUAUUUGCCAAAUAAAUAAUAAUGAAAAUGUUUUGUUAGGUGGUCAAAUAAAUAAUGCAUCAACAACAGUUGUAAGAUAAAAGUGCUACUAAUCAGAAUUUAAACAAUAAAUAUAUAUUAAAUAAAAAAAACAUUCUAAAAUAAUUGUAUUUAAUAGUAUAAUGUUGCACUAUACAUAGCUUCCUCAUGUUAUUCCUGUCUAAUAUCUGCAUCCAUUUCACAUGUUUUGCUUUUUCUCCACAGGUUCAAUGUGAUUCAUGUAGAACAUCCUUCGCCAUGCUCCUACAUGGUGUCUUUAAAUCCUUCGUGGUAAUAAAACGCCAUUAUUUUCGCCACUGCCACAGACAUAAACCUUGCCCCGAAGUUCUCCAUUAGUCGCAGGCCAAGAUUGGAAGAGGAUGGGUGAGGUCGACGCGUCACUGCCAUGAAUCAAGGGGGAUGGGACAGCGUUACACUGUUGGCCUCUCGCAUCCAAUCAAGGCUGAGUCUGAGUGUGCACAGUGGAUGUGGAUGUGGAUGUGCCUGGGCGCAGAGGGCGGAGCUCUGCCGCUGCGUUUGACAGCUGCGAAACAGAAAAUGAAUAGCGCAUAAAACGCUCUGGGAAAGCAUGCCGCUCCAAGGCAACCACACCAUCACAGGGAAUGAGAUGCAGCAUGGCCCUGUGUAGCGCGAGAGUGCCCUCGUAAAUCUGGGCCACUUGGACAACUUCAGAAAACAGAAAAUAUAAUAAGCUUUUAUUAUUGCAGCAGGUAUUCCUGGAACUCGUGGAGGGCAUGCACCGCGCGUUCUCCUUCCCGCUGACUGUGGAGCGCAGUCGGACCAAGGAGCGUCUGGAGGCGAGUCUGGCCGGACUGUGUGAGCUGGAGCUCCGCAAGCAGAGGCAGGAGUGUCUUGUGCUGGGAGCGCUGUCUCUGGGGGAGCCGCUGUCCCAGCACAGAUCCACGGGAGAGCUGGCGUGUUUCAGCAGCUGGGGACAGGAAAACUUGACACUCAGGCGCCAACUGAGUGCUCUUCAGAGUUCCCCAUGGGGCCUGAUGCAGGCACUGGAACAGCAGGUGGGAGAGCUGAGGAUCGACACAGACGACGGAUGUUAUGAUGGAGCUCAAGGAGACACGGGCGACAGCCGGCCGAGCUCUGGUUUCUAUGAGUCAAGUGAGGGUCAGUCACCAAGAGGAAGAUCUUUCUCCACUGAGCCCGCAGAGACCGCCUCCUCCUGGAGUUACACCAAUGACAGGCCAAAGUCUGUGGGAGACCCUGUCAUGUUGAAUGGAGAGGUGGAUAUGCCAGUGGUGCACACCACUCUACCCCGUUCUUUCUCUGCCCCUUACCCACCUCUGGAGGGCAUCGCUGAGGAGGGCUCAACAGUGGACUCCUGGCAGCUGGACUCCACCACAUACAACCAAACCUGGCAGCCCAUGGAGGACCAGGUCACUGAGGAGGACUACCAGCAGGCUUUAAGAGUUGAGAACUACAUCCUGAGUCUCAUCCAGCGCCACACACUCUCACCGAGACCGUGUCAGCCUCGCACCACCCUGAGCCCUGACCUCCCAUAUUGCAGUACCUCUGGACACAACUCACUACACAGGAGAACCCCUUCUCUUACGACAGAGCAGCGCCUUCCUGACCUCCAGCUACACCGCCAUAUUGACCUUUCGGCAGACCCUAAGAGCCAGAGCUGGGGUUGUGACCAGCGAGAGGGGGAGGCCUGUGGAGGAGAGGCCCCAUCUUUGGAGGAGGACUGUUAUCUGGCUCUGCCCUACCCCCAGUCCAGGCCAAACUCCCUGGCUGGGAGGCUACCAUCACCUCUGCCCUCCCUGGACCCCAAAUGUGGUGUUGGGGCUCUUGACCUUUGUUGUGAACCCGCAUCCCCCCAGCAUUAUCUACAUCCUCAACCCCCUAUUCAUCACAAGCACAAUUUAGUAAGUGCUCAGUUUAUCCCUGGACAAGCCAGCCAUGCUCCUGUCCGCUCACCCAGACACUACAACCUAGAGCAGCCUAAACCCAGGCGAGCGGUUGUGUCUCCUGACCACCCCACCUCCAAGUCUAGAACCUCCAAAAAGAGCCACAACGAGCGACAGAAAUCCAAGAAAUCAAACAGUAAAACCAAUCGAUCCCAGUCAGAAAACAGUCUCCUGAGCCAGCGAGUGCUGCCUGAGCGCAGAUACAGCACCACAGAGAGGCACCAAGACAGAGAACAGAACCAAGGCCAGGUCGCCAGACCACAGGUUGGCAGCAACAGCCACAGUGUGUGUCAACGCUGGUGCUCCAACCUGGAGCUCAGCCAGGAUGAAGGGGAGCCCCGUGCAGUGCAGGCACAUAGGCGACCAACUCGAAAAGCUCACCAUGUUCACUCAAAUCUCCAUUCCCAAACACAGGACCACCAUCAGCAGCAGCAGCCAACUGAACGCUGGCACUCUGACGUUCAGGAGAGAGCACCUCUCUGUCAGGGAGAGGAGGGCUACGCCGGUCCCGCCCCCAUCGAGUCCGAGUCCAGCAUGAGUGAGGUGUAUUCCCCAGCCUCCAGCUCACUGUCCAGUGACUCAGAUGAGAGUGGGGGGCUGGUAUGGCCACAGCAGCUGCCACCUCGCUUUGUUUCGACCUCCUCCUCAUCCUCGCCUUCACCGCAGGCCACGGCCAACGCCCCAACUCAACCAAAAGCCUUUGUCAAGAUCAAGGCCUCUCAUGCUCUCAAGAAGAAGAUCCUCAGAUUCCGCUCAGGGUCCCUCAAAGUCAUGACCACUGUAUGAGGACAAGCCCAUAACCUUCACCACGGAGCUGAGCCAUUUUCACAGCAACGUUGUGGCUGUUACUUUCGGUCGCUAUCAAAAUAGAGUCUACUUUCUACCUACCUCCAUUCUUUGUGUCGUGAGAGACAUGAUUAAAGUCCUGCUGUCUGCAGGGAUGUCAUUUCUCUUGUAUACAACAGCCAUCAUUAUUAUUAAUCUGCAUUAUUAGACUAAUGCAGAUUAUCCUGCUUUAAUUAACUGAUAUGAUGCCCAGGUACGUCACACUGACACUUAAUAUGUUGCCAUGUUUUUUUUUCUUUUUUUCAUAUCGGUUUUUUUCAUACAACUCUAGAUUUCUGGUUGAUUCAUUCGGACAGCGGAGAGUUGGCCACACACAGACCUUACAUCAGCUCACUUGACUGACGAAUUCAUUGUUCAAAGUUUCAAUUCUUGCUAAACACCACUCACUCGCUCAUUGUCAACCGCCUUACACUGCACAUGAUGGUCGCCUGGAGCCAAUCCCGGGAAAGGAUGGGUUCACCUUGGACCAGGGCCAACGUAUAGAGAUGCACAGCCAUUCCCUCUCACACUCACACCUACAGUCAGAGAACCUGGAGAAAGCCCACAUGCACACAGGGAGAACAUGCAAACUCCACACAGAACGGCUGGGAUUCGAUCCGGUGAUCGGUGACCUUCUUGCUGUGCGGCAACAAUGCUAGCCACUACUACACAAUGUAAAUAUGUAUGUUUUUUUUGUAUAUGCCGUCAUGUGGCCUUGUUUGGAAUGAAUGUAGUUUUUAAAUAAAGGCAAUGUCACUCUUAAUUUUAGAACA